CAGUGGGUUGGUGUAAGAGGGUGGAGAGAGGCCCACUGGCAAACAGUACUGUACUUGCUCCGUGUUGCGCGGAUACGUCAUGCUGUCUGCCCGCCGCGGGGAGGGGGACAACACUGCAAUUUGCGGCGGCCACCAGACAAAACAACCAACAGAGUCCCUUUGCUGGCCAGCCUCACGACACCCUAG
This is a messenger RNA of Bipolaris oryzae ATCC 44560, 186 nucleotides long. RefSeq lists its product as uncharacterized. The annotation marks the transcript as partial. The transcript has a single exon. The record is from RefSeq and is a predicted model, not a curated record. Lineage: Eukaryota; Fungi; Ascomycota; Dothideomycetes; Pleosporales; Pleosporaceae.